This is a messenger RNA of Nylanderia fulva, 2438 nucleotides long. RefSeq names its product solute carrier family 25 member 44. Gene Ontology annotation, biological process: branched-chain amino acid catabolic process; branched-chain amino acid transport. Lineage: Eukaryota; Metazoa; Arthropoda; Insecta; Hymenoptera; Formicidae. The record is from RefSeq and is a predicted model, not a curated record. Gene Ontology annotation, cellular component: mitochondrion. Gene Ontology annotation, molecular function: branched-chain amino acid transmembrane transporter activity.
ACACGCGUGCGUGUUUGCUUAAUGUGUGGCCCUUUUUCAUGGCUUUUGCUAUCUCAAAUAAUUUUCCACGUAGUCACGUUUCGAAAUCACGAGUGAUUUUCAACAAAAUGAGUUCGCAUUGUAGAAUAUAUUGAAUCAAUUAACGUGACACGUGACAGCACAACUGACGUAUCGAUCAUGUUAUAAACAUCAACGAUUAUUUCUGGCCGUAUGGAGAGACGAAUAUUUAGGAGGAAAUUUCAGAGGAAAUUAUCACAAGGAUAUAUUACAUCAUUAUUUCAUGAAAUUUUGGGUGUAAAUGCUCAUAAUAUAUCGAUGAGAUAUGCGGCAUCAAAUUGGAGCAAAUCCUCUGCGAACCUCUCAGUUUGAUUUAUCUAUCGUUACGAACUACAAUAUUUGCGCUUAUCCGAGAGAUGUCCGCGGUAGAGGCAACACCGUUCAUCCGCACCAUCGAGUGGGACAUGAUGGACAAAACCAAGUUCUUUCCACUCAGCAUGCUGUCCUCGUUCUCGGUCAGAUGCUGUCUGUAUCCUCUGACAGUGAUCAAGACUCGGCUUCAAGUGCAGAGACAAAAUCACAUGUACAAUGGGAUGGUAGACGCGUGUAGAAAAAUUUAUAAACUCGAAGGCAUCGCGGGCCUCUAUAGAGGCUUCUGGAUCAGCUCCAUCCAAAUCGUUUCCGGAGUGUUUUACGUGUCGACGUACGAGGGUGUGCGUCAUUUGCUGAAGCAAGAUACACCACUCGGAAGUGUCGACUCGAAGGUUAAAGCGUUAAUCGCUGGCGGUUGUGCUAGUUUGGUAGGACAAACAAUCGUCGUCCCCUUCGAUGUUCUCAGUCAACAUCUAAUGGUUCUCGGGAUCAAUAGUACUAAACACGGCAGGGUGUACGUGGAUAAGAUGGGAAUGAAUCCGUUGGGUUUGACCCUCGAACCCGGAAAAACCCGCGCGCAAAUCUCCGCCGAAAUAAUAAGAUUGAUUUAUCAGAGAGAUGGUUAUCGCGGCUUCUAUCGGGGAUACAUGGCAUCUUUGUGCGCGUAUGUUCCUAACAGCGCCCUUUGGUGGGGAUUGUACACGGUUUAUCAAGACGAACUUAUAAGGCUGCUCCCGGGAUGGUUUUCGCAUCUGUGUAUACAGGCGAUGGCGGGCACCCUGGGAGGUUUUACGACCACGAUAAUCACGAACCCCUUGGACAUCGUGAGGGCGAGAUUGCAAGUGCAACGAUUAGACAGUAUGUUAAGUGCGUUCAGGAUACUGUGGAUCGAGGAAGGACUGCUUAUGUUCACCAAAGGACUCUCCGCGAGACUUGUACAAUCUGCGUGCUUCAGUUUCUCGAUAAUUCUAGGAUACGAGACCAUCAAGAGAGUGAGCAUAACCGAGGAGUACAAGAGUUAUAUUCGGUGGUGAGCUUCAGAGUUACUAUUAAUUACGAUUAAUUUCACACGGACGGAAUUGACGUGCAUUCCAUCCGAAAUUUUUUAUACAAUCACGACGCGCCGUUAUGUAUCGCACUUUUUACGCAUCAAACAAAAAAAGAAAGUGAGUCAUUAUUCUAUUAAUAUAUUUAUUAGUGAUAAAAAUGUCUUAUAAAAAAAGUCAUCUUCUGAAGUAAAAAAAAAUUUUCGACUAUACAAAAAGAAUGUUAUUCAUGACAUUAAGUUACAGAACGUUUCUGCGUAGCUCUAUCCAAGUUAUCUUAAUUAUAUUCGAAUAAAUAAAAAUAAUUGUAUUGUACAAUCAUGUAUGCGUGCGUUUCACGUCAUUGUUAAAACUCACGCAUUGCAAUUGGAUACAUUAUACGGUCUUAUAUAGAGAAAGAAACUUUGAAAAGAGACUUUGGUGUACAUAAAACUAUGACUCCGAAUCUAAGAUCCAGAAUUCUGCGAAACAGUGGCAAUUAGACAAGUUAUUUAUGUAAAUGUAAUGAAGCGCAUUUUGUACGCUAUCGUUAUGGUGUCAGAUGGAGUACAAAAAACUUUGUAACAUGUAUUAGAUAUGUUACUGUGAUACAAAUAUAAUAUAAAAAUAUGCCCCCAUUCGUAUUUUAAAGACGGCUUGUAUAUUAGAUACGUGUUCGCGUUUGUAUCGCAUCGCGUGCGAGAUGUAUUAACGAUAUAUUACAAUGUAUAGAUACAUUAUCCUAGUCAAAUAUGGGCAUGUAAUGUAUGCGCACGUAUUAUAUAUAAUAUAUAUAUAUGUUAUAUAUGUAUAUAAUAUAUAUCGGCCGUCCUAAAAAUACGAAUUUAGUAUGUAAUAUUUGAAUCGAAUGAAUUAUUUAGCUCUAAGAGACAUGAAAUAUCGAUAGACAAGAUACUGUAAAGAAAAGCAAGAAACACGAUUAUUUAAUAUUACCACCCAUAUAAUGUUUAUGUACAUACGGAAAAAUCAUCUGAUACAAAUCUGACGAGAGAAUGCGAAAUAAAUUUUAUCACAUGUAUUAAA